GGCGGCUUCAGCGGCAGCCUGGACCGGAGGAAGUGUGCUGGAGGGGCUGAGCAGAACCACCAGCAGCAGCAGUCGAUCUGGAGCCGUUUUUAAGCACCGGCAGCCACAGAAAAGGCCGAGGAGAAGCGCACCGGGUCCGGCUGGGACGGAGUGAGCUCGGCCGCUUGCGACCAAUCUGAGAGCAGAUUCCAGCAGAGGAAAAUGAGCCUCUCAGCCUGCAUCAAGCCUGUAUGACGGGCUGAGGGCUCUUUGAUCAGGACUUUACCCCCACUCUUUCUCUUUCUCUGACUGACAAAGAGAAACAGAAGGGGGGGAAGAAGAAUAAUCAAAGUACUGGCUCUUAGUGUGAAAAGGAGGUCCCAACAAUCAGGAUGGAGGAGGGAUAUGAACUCGACCUGACGUACAUCACGGAGCGUAUCAUCGCCGUGUCCUUCCCCCGGGGGUGCUCGGAGGAGAUAUACUCGCACAACCUGAAGGACGUCACGCGAAUGCUCAAGUCCAAGCAUGCGGAUAAUUACCUGAUUAUCAACCUGUCAGAGAGGAGACACGAUCUCUCUAAAAUGAACCCCAAGACCCUGGAUACAGGCUGGCCGGACAUGCACGCUCCACCUCUGGAUAAGAUCUGCACCAUCUGUAAGGCCAUGGAGAGCUGGCUCAAUGCUGACCCUCUUCACGUGGCGGUUAUACACUGCAGGGGCGGCAAGGGUCGAAUCGGAGUCGUCAUUUCAUCCUUUGUGCAUUUCACUGACGUGUCUGCCAGUGCUGAUCAGGCGUUGGACCGCUUCGCAAUGAGGAAAUACUAUGAUGAUAAGGUCUCAGCUCUGAUGACACCUUCGCAGAAACGGUAUGUUUGGAUCCUCAACAGUCUUCUCAGUGGUUCCAUGAAGAUCAAUGCAUCACCUUUGUUCCUGCACUGCGUCAUCCUUCACGGGAUACCAAACUUCGACGCCACCGGAGUAUGUCGUCCAUACAUCAAGGUCUACCAGGGAAUGCAAGCGGUGUAUUCAUCUGGAAUCUAUCACAUUGGUCCAGGCCACAGAGAUCGUGUCUGCAUCACCCUGGAGCCUGCCCAGCUUCUAAAAGGAGACAUCAUGAUUAAAUGCUACCACAAGAGUGACAUGACUUCAGAGCGUGAAGUGAUUUUCCGGCUGCAGUUCCACACGGGAGCAGUGCAGGGCUACAACCUGAUGUUUGAAAAAGAGGACAUGGAGACUGCCAACAAAGAUCCCAGAUUUGCAGAUUAUGGUAAAGUGGAGCUGGUGUUCUCCGAGGGACCAGAGAAGAUCCCAGGUGCAGACAGAUGGCAAAAUGGGGCAGAUGUUGUUGUGGACUACAACACAGCAGAUCCUCUCAUCCGCUGGGACUCCUACCAGAACAUCUGUGAUGGUGAAGCGCCACGCUCUCAAGGCCUAACCCAGGACAAAGCGGCUAACAAGAGGAGCCCCAACGGAGGAGAGGCCACGCUGGGCCGAGGGGCCCGCACGACCUCCGCCACCUCCAGCCCCGACCACAGCGACCACGCCCUCUCUGUCAGCAGUGAUUCUGGCCUUUCUAGCACCUCUCUGUGGGCGGACAGACCCACACCUGUCGUCACCUCCACCACCGCCACCUCCACCACCGCCCCCGCCAUCAAGCCGAACCAGGGCCCCAGCCAGCAGGAAAAGGUCCAGCUGAAGCGUCUUCUAAGUGGCUUUGGUCUCGAGGACCCUUCGGUGGAGGAGAUGGAUGAUCAAGGCCCCAGAGUGGGCGUCCAGCAGAUCGUCCCAGCGCAAGUGCACAUCAACGGCGACCCCAGACCCCGAGAGAGGGAAACGGACAUCCUCGAUGACGAGGUCAUUACAGGUCAUGAUCUGCACAGUGUGGACAGUUUAGGGACCUUGUCGUCCUCCUGCCACAAGAGCAGCCAGAACUCCCUGCUGUCCGAUGGUUUUGGGAGCCCUGGAGGAGAGGAGCAGCAAAGCCAAAGCCAGCACCACCUCCACCACCCUGCACCCCCUGCCAUGGAGGACUAUGAGAGAGCCUAUGCUGAGGCUAGAAGGGGCUGUAUGAGCUCCAGGAGCAACUCUGUGACCUCCUCUAAUCCCAGCAGUGCUUCUAUGCCCAAGCAGCAUGUCUACAGGCAGGGAAGCUAUUCCACGCAGUCCUGGGUUCGCCAGCAGCAGAUGGUUGCCGCACAACAGUUUGUCUACAUGCCCGAGGACGGAAACGAUACGGAAAGAUACCCAGGGAACAAGCAAGGGAGCAGCUCACCCAAAGCAGGCCUGCCCACCGAACCACAGGGCCCUACCAGGGACAUGACGGCAGAUGCUCUGAGAAACACGGCGCCGCACAAGGAGCAGGCAACGCUAAACAACAACAACAACAACAAGCGUGACGAGGAGUUCAAAUCUCUAACGAUGGACAUCGACAACUCCAUCGACCAGCUCAACCAGCUGAUCAUGGACCUGGAUCCCACAUUUGUGCCGGUGUCCAGCCACAACAGCUCCAUCAAGAGGAACGGCGGGACGCACAUGAACGGCUCGGCCCCCAAAUGCUCAAACGGCCUCGGUCUCAGAUUCAACGAUAGUAACGCAGCGACCCUGAAAAACACACAGCAGCCAGCUGUCCAGUCCAGCGAGGGCCGGGUGGGUGUCACGCGGAGUCUGAGUCGCCAAGGAAGCGAUGUCACGGAUCACCAAGGCUUCUGUUCCUCAGGGUGGGGUGGGACAGAGGAGUACAGGGGCCAGCGGACGUACUCCCCCUGCGUGCCACAGUCCCAGCAUCACAUGUUGUACAGGAGUGACAGCGCUGACUACAGGGCUCAGGGCCCUGACGUGGACAGUGGGGUCGAGGCCGGGAGUGACAUGACUCCGCCCACCCCCGCCUUCCCCAUCUCUCCGCCGACACCUUACGUGAAAAAUAUGUCAGAAUUGACCCAGCUCAGGCAAACGCCGUCUCCAGGAGUGCAGUCUUAUGGAGGCUACAGAACAGACCACGAACCCCGGGGAUAUUCAGAGAUGAUCAGUCACGCUGGAGCGGACUGCUUACCAGACUCCUCCAUCAACUGCCACAGGACGCUGAGUGCCACACACUCUGCCUCUAUUGUUGAGACCUUGCAGAGGACAGACAGUUCAUCCAUGAACCAGUCCUGGCCAGAGCAUCCCGUCCUGAGCCGACACUCCUCUCUGAGCAGCUACCCCUCUGCCAGACAACCACCGCAGCACUCCAUGCCACUGGACUAUGGCCACCACUCUCCUCCCCUGCACCACCCCCACAUCCACCCCGCCCCCAACGCCCACAGCUCUCCUCGCAGCAGCCAGCGAAGCCGCAUGGCUCGAUACGCUCUCAACCGCAGUCCAGCUCAGAGCUUUGACGAGCAGGACGACUCGGGUCUCGGCUAUGGCCCGGACUGUCCGAGCUCCACCUCCUCUCUGCUGGGAAAUGGAGGCGUGGACAGGGAACUUUUGGCCACCAUGGAUGGGCAGAAUCUGCCCCAGAUGCAGCCUCCACUCCUGCCUGAGAAGAAGAGGGCGUCAGAUGGGGAGCAUUCACUGGGAACGGCGUCUCCGGCCCUCAGCGGGUUCUCGAGUCCCCACAGUGGGAGCUCGCUAAGUAUCCCCUUCCCCAACGUUUUGCCCGACCUCUCAGCUCAGAUGCCGGGCACAGCCUCACCUCUGCCAGAUGUGCUGGUCAGCAAGCAGGUUACUGUCAAAUUUGUGCAGGACACAUCAAAGUUCUGGUACAAGCCAGAUAUCUCAAGGGAUCAAGCCAUUUCAGUCUUGAAGGACAAGGAGCCUGGCUGCUUCAUCGUGCGGGACAGCCAUUCCUUCAGAGGGGCAUAUGGGCUGGCAAUGAAGGUGGCUACUCCUCCACCCUCAGUUCUCCAGCAGACCAAGAAAGGAGGCGACCUGUCCAAUGAAUUAGUUCGCCACUUCCUCAUUGAGUGUACGCAGAAAGGAGUGCGAUUGAAGGGUUGCCCCAACGAGCCUUAUUUUGGAAGCUUAACUGCACUGGUCUGCCAACAUUCAAUCACUCCCUUGGCCCUGCCCUGCAAGCUCAUCAUACCUGACAGAGAUCCUCUUGAAGAUGUUGUGGAGUCUACCUCGCAAUCAGUCACCAACUCUGCUGCGGAGCUGCUAAAACAGGGCGCAGCCUGCAACGUGUGGUACCUGUGCUCCGUGGAGAUGGAGUCGCUAACAGGCGUCCAGGCGGUGCAGAAAGCCACCAGCAUGACUCUGAGCUCCAACCCUCCACCAGCCUCCACUGUGGUCCACUUCAAGGUGUCCUCCCAGGGAAUCACACUCACUGACAACCAGAGGAAGCUCUUCUUCAGGAGGCAUUACAAUGUCAGUACGGUCAUAUUUUGUGCAUUGGACCCUCAAGAUAGAAAGUGGAAGAAAGAUGGCUGCCCUUCAGCAAAGAUCUUCGGCUUUGUGGCGAGGAAAACUGGCACUUCCAUGGACAAUGUGUGUCACCUGUUCGCGGAGCAUGACCCAGAGCAGCCAGCGAGCGCCAUUGUCAACUUUGUUUCCAAGGUGAUGAUUGGCUCGCAGAAGAGUAAGUAGGCCCGCCUCGGGCUGAGCUGAUCGCCUGGACAGACUUUCACUGAGAGUAGACACAAGGAAUAAAGACUGGGAGGCUGAAAAAGAACAAAAUGUAAGGACUGAAGAUGGUGAUGACCUGGACAUUAACCCUGGAUAUUAACUGGAUGUUACAGACAUAAUGACCACUUACCAGCACCAGGAUAUUUUUAAUGACUUCUUUUAAUAUAAACAUUUAAAUCCCCUUGUAUUAUUUUUCUUUCUUGUAAAAUGAACUGUAAAGUAGCCAAGUAAGUAACUAAAUAAUAAGAAAAGUGUACUCAUUUUCUACUGGUUUAAAACUGUAAUGUCUUAUACAGUCAGAUAUAAUCUCAACAUAUUUUAAUACAUAACACGAAAGCUGCUUUUCUUGUUCCUGCGUAACAUUUUUAUGUACAAAUCAGGAAAAUUCUACCUUGUUGCAUGUAUUUUUUUCCUACUAUUUAACCGAAACAAACUUCAUUCAAGCUAUUAACAGUCUGUAAAGUUGUAGUCGAUGUAGUGCUGCAUCUGUCCAGCACGCAGUAUUUUGUUGUGGAGUUAAAAAUGUGUAAAAGCAGUGCAGAAAAUAUGUAUAAUUUGGAUUUUGGGAUAGGCGACGUUGCAUACAGGAUUAUCUUAUUUUAUCUAUGCAAUGUAAAAUUUUAUUUUUAUAAACUGCAGCCUUCUGUACAUGUGCAGCAAGUGUGUGGCUUUUUCUGAACCUGUUGAAUAUAACUUCCUUCUAAAGAUGUUUGUGAAUAGCCUGUGACCACUUUUUUAGCUGUUGGCAACAUUUUGAUGAAAGCGUGCGUGUGUGUGUGUGUGUGUGUGUGUGUGUGUGUGUGUGUGUUGAAAUGAGAGAAACCAUAGAAAAUAUUUUAAUUAAACCCUAAUAUAUUGACUUGACAUUGUUAAAACAGGCCAGUGCUUUGCGUAGAAGAUAGAACGAGUGGCAAACGGCUCAGCUGCCAAACUCUGACUUUCCCCUCUUUUAGGGGGCUGAUGGCCACAAACAGCACUGCAGUGUUUCAGUAUCCUCACUUUCAUACAUUUUAAUUAAAAAAUAAGACACAGGCUGCUAUAUGGAGACAGAAAAUGCUGUAACUGUGUUAGUUAAAAGUUCUUAGAAGAAAGAAAGAAAAGCGCUCAGUGUUGCACAAGGAAAUUUAAAAGUUGACAUAUCUUCCAUUAAUCAUCUGACAGUUACAUAUAAAAUGUACUUUUUCUGGGACAAGAUUUCCCAAGUUGAGAGCAUAAAACUCGCAGCCAUUUUAUCCAGACAGGGACGAACCACCACAGUACAGCUCUGUCGCUAUCCUUACAUUGAUUAUGUACACACUUGUUAUCUUGUUACCUGACCUAUUAUCUGUACCUCAUAUGUCAUACUGUGCCUCUGUGUAUAACAUGCUACAUGUGAACCGUUUAUUUGUAUAGUGAUAUUGCAUUGUUUGAUGUGUUCUGUAAAUAAAACAAAACCAAACCUUUA
This is a messenger RNA of Chelmon rostratus (copperband butterflyfish), 6027 nucleotides long. Its product is annotated as tensin-3-like. Lineage: Eukaryota; Metazoa; Chordata; Actinopteri; Chaetodontiformes; Chaetodontidae. Gene Ontology annotation, molecular function: protein binding. The coding region runs from base 372 to 4544 and encodes 1390 amino acids. The record is from RefSeq and is a predicted model, not a curated record. The transcript is spliced from 27 exons.